ACCCAUGGCUUCUGCCAAAGAAAAUGUUCCUCUGGCGCCGCCCCAACCGUUGCCACGACAAAGCAGAAGCAGACCGCGUCCUCCGCCACCGCCACCGCUGCGGCCAAAGAUGGCCAACGGCGCCACUGAGCCGCCGGCAAGCGGCGGCGUCAAGUGCACGUGUUUCCGCCUAACCAGCCGCACCAAGAAGCCUCUGCCGCCGCAUCCGGCGCCGAAGCUCCGCAGCGCCAGCAACAGGAGCGCAGUCGCUCCAGACGUGCUGGCUGCGGCGGCGGCGGCGGCGUCCCAGUCCCAGCGCGUCACCUUCCGGGCGUCGGCGCCGCCCCUCUCCACGCGGUGGCCGUCGUCACCGUCAGCUCCUGCUGGCAGCGGCGGGAGCGUCGUCACGCCGGGGAGGGCGUCGGCGUCGUCGGCGGUGGCACCGACGAUGAAAGCCGGCGCCGCGACGGCGUCGUCCUCGUCCUUCUCGCACUGGCGCUGCCGGUCGCUGUCGUCGCCCCGGGUCAUGCCACACGGCGAGCGCGCGUCCUUCUCUUUCGCCGUGUCGCCGUCCAGCUGCAUGAGCACGCCAAAGAUACCACACGGGUGGCAGCACAAGUAGCUGGCGUUCGUUCGAUCGGCGCCUCAGCACCAAGCUCCGUGUGCUU
Messenger RNA from Sorghum bicolor (sorghum), 647 nucleotides. Its product is annotated as formin-like protein 6. The record is from RefSeq and is a predicted model, not a curated record. The transcript has a single exon. Lineage: Eukaryota; Viridiplantae; Streptophyta; Magnoliopsida; Poales; Poaceae. Bases 5 to 601 code for a protein of 198 amino acids.